Schistosoma mattheei is the source of this 2806-nucleotide messenger RNA. The record is from the annotation of a GenBank genome assembly. Lineage: Eukaryota; Metazoa; Platyhelminthes; Trematoda; Strigeidida; Schistosomatidae.
AUGACAAAUUAAUUUUCCAUAUAUCCAUGACAUUUCCUUGUUGUUUCUUAUCAGACUAUACGAAAAACAAGGUGGACUUGUCCAAUCACUAAUAUACCCUAAAAAUAAGGUGGUGAAUGCAUGAAAAAUACUUCUAAAACUCACGAACAGCAAUAACUAUUGAUUUCACCAAUUCGAAAGAUACCAAACAUGUCACAAAAAACAAUUUUUGCUCAGCAUGCUAAUGUUGCGAAAUGGACACGUCGAGUCGAUCUUUUCAGUAAAGAUUAUAUUAUUAUUCCAAUUAACGAAUGUGCACAUUGGUUUCUUGGUCUUGUCUGCUAUCCAUGGAUGGCGGGAAUGGUCAGUUACACGGCUCUCUAUCGUGAAGAAGUCUAUCAUCUCUGCCAGUUGACAGAAAAAUUUACUAAUGUCGAUCGCAUCAACUUCUCAGGCGACGAUUUAAAUUCCCUAGAUAUUGGUGAAGAAGUUAUUCAAAGGUUGCCUACCGACACUCCAGGUGAAGCAUUUGAUCGGUGGCGGCGAAGACGUUUAGCCUGGCUUCGUCAACGUGGUGUUAAUGCAAUGCCAUGUGUUUUACUAUUCGAUUCGCUUCCUUGUCAAAGCCGAGUUGGCAAUUUGCAUGUUAUUCGAAAUUAUUUACAAGCUGAAUGGAAUACUCGCAGAUCAGCCCAAGAUGGUGUUCUCCGCUUCGAUAAGGAUACAAUUCGAGGUUUUAGUCCUCGAGUGCCUGUUCAGAGUAACCUGGUUGAUUGUGGAAUCUACCUACUUCAUUACGUGGAAAUGUUUUUCAAGAAACCUGUUCAAAGUUAUACGAAGGAUUAUUUCCAACACGAAAUGGCUGGUUGGUUUCCAGAAGCUACUGUCAGCCAGAAGCGUGCCCAAAUCCGUGACCUUUUGGUUAACCUACGAGAGCGUACACUGAGGGAGAAGGCUAAAAACUGAUUCCAAUACAAAUCACUGUAACACUAUUCCUCUUAAUAACUUACGAAAUUCAAUUCUUCAAAUGGAUAUAACCAUCCCAUCUUCUUGUAUAUAAAUACACUCCCAUCGUUCCUCUUGCAUUUCGAUUGUCUUUUUCGACAGUGUGAUUGGUUCGGAGACUACUACUAAACUAUUAUUGACACUUUUUGUAUUACAAUUCUUUCAGUCGAAUAUUUGCCUUCGACUUAUUUUAAAACACUGGGCUAUCAUCAAAUGAAUCUUAAUACAUUUGUUAAAACUAACUGUGAACGCACUACUGUGUGAUUUUCUAGUUUUACUAUUUGUAAUACAUCACUGACACCAACCAUAACGGUCAUUGUAAAGUUUUUCUUUCUGCACGCUAUUAUUACUUUCAUAAAAGCAGGGAACUAAUAAUGAGUAUUUGUGCAUGUUUCUGUAUUUUCCAAUUUCCCAACUGCAUUGUAUGUCACACAGGUGAAGUUGUUAGUGGAUAUAUCGACCAAUCAUGUGCAAUUGAUUGAUGCACUACUGACUAUAUGUAACCCAUUGAAUUCAGUUAGGAAUUCAAAAAACACUAAACUACAAACUUGGUGAGUAACUUAUACCGAAAGCGUAUAAAGUUCUAUGAACGUAUGCCAUAACACUGAGGAACCUACCUGUGUUUCCCACCUCCAGUAAAGUGUUGCACAGCCAUAAGCGAAAACAGAGCGAAGUACCUUGGAACGUCUUUGCUCGUUUAUAGACAGACAGACACCGUUUGUUCAUCAUACGUAACGAAAGUUUACAAAAUCCAAACAAGAUUUUCAUUCGUGUCAAAAUUCUAUCGUCUAUCUAUCGCCCAAUGCUAAUGGAGCUGCCAAGGUGAGUAUCGUCAGUGUGCUGAACUACUUACCUCCAUAUGUUCAGAUUAAAAACUGGCCCACUGUAGUUCUAAAGCAUUUCGAAUUGUUGGAGACCCAACUAACACUAAUGUAGUCCUCAAGACAUUCAGACGAGUUCAUUUCACUGACGUCUUACUCAAACAGAAAUAUGCCACCUGAGUAAUCUAAAUUGAAUGAUCUCACAUUGCCAAAUUAUUGCCUACCGAAGGUUGUCCUUGGGCGAAAGAGUUCAUGUACCUAUCCUGUACGUCUUUUAAAAUUUCUAUCCACAACGUUCAUACAUCGAAACAGAUCGAACAACGGACAUUUACGACUAAGACUAACGUCUCGCAACGAUGUGAAAAACAAUGUCUUCUCGUUGUGUUCACCUAUACUCUGAUGAUUAUUUUACUACCGUCGAAGUAACUGUUUCUAUGAAUUCGGUGUCCAGCUUGUACUAUUGAGGUAUGGCAACUUAGACUGAUGCAUAUAUGUGCCUGGACCUACGUUGUAGAGGACUGAAAGUGAUGGCAAUUCAUUGAUCCCAGCUCGGAUAAUGGAGACUGUUUUCCACAGAUUUGCACAGAUCGCAAGCUUUCUGAACUGUCAUGUCUUCCCUCCUCAACUUAAGUCUGGGCUCAUGGUGGCCAUAUUGCGACUAGCUACCGGUGCCGUGGUCGCUUACAAGGUUGUUUUCAUUUUAGAGUAUCUUCUUGGAUUCCAGUCAUGCGCUUUGCCGUUCAACAAAUUUAUCAUUCCAAAAGGUUGGUCGAAAAAGAAUUGGCUGCACUUAGCAUUGACAACAAACUGAGAUAAGUCUAAGGUUAGGAGGUAAUUCGUUGGAAAGUAUAAAUCAGCAUGCACGCGCCUACAGAACCCCAUUUAAAUAAAGACUAGGUCCACUCACGGCUUCGUGAACGCACUACUGUGUGUCCCGUUGGUGAAUACUGCGUUCCUGUGAGGUUCUUACAAUACGGCACGUCUAUUACGGCAGAUGGUUA